CUGGCUCUGCUGGUUCGGCCUAACCACCUGCCCCACAAAGAUUGCGGAUGGGAAGAAAGACCAGGUUCUUCCCGAGGAGCAGAGCCUGUUUGAGUCCAAGAGCCAGCCCUCCAACUGGCUCUGCUGGUUUGGACUAACAUCCUGCUCCACCAAGAGCGAGGACGGGAAGAAAGACCAGGUCCUUCCCAAGGAGCAGAGCCUGUUUGAGUCCAAGAGCCAGCCCUCCAACUGGCUCUGCAGGCUUGGACUAACAUCUUGCUCCACCAACACAGAGCACGGGAAAACAGAACAGGUCCUUCAUGAGGAGCAGCGUCUUGUUAAGUCCAAGAGCCAGCUCUCCAACUGGCUCUGCUGGUUUGGACUAACAUCCUGCUCCACCAAGAUCGAGGACAGCAAGAAAGACCAGGUCCUUCCCAAGGAGCUGAGCCUGUUUGAGUCCAAGAGCCAGCCCUCCAACUGGCUCUGCAGGCUUGGACUGACAUCUUGCUCCCCCAAGACCGAGGACGGGAAGAAGAACAAGGUCUUUCGUGAGGAGCAGAGCCCCGUUGAGACCAAGGGCCAGCCCUCCAACUGGCUCUGCUGGAUUGGACUGAACACCUGUCCUCAGAACGGAGAGAAAAAAGUCGUGCGUCCUGAGAAGAGCCUGCCCGUUAAUGCUGAGCGCCGUGCCUCCCACUGGCCCUUCUGGAUUGGCCUUUCUCCACACCCCAGAUGGGUCCCGAACACGGCCAGCCAGUCUGUUGAGCCAGAGGGCCCAAAGCAGCAGUCCCCGCACACCGAGCAAGACGCCUUCAGCGUGCCUGACAUCCUCAACAACUUCAAGGACUUAAUAACGCCAGCCCUGAUAAUCUGCGUCAUUCUGGAUUUAUGGGGAAACUGCUAUCUGUUCCGGCUGCUGUGGGUUGCCUACCAGCUCUGGAGAGAUUUCUGAAGACAUCAGGCACACGUAAGCGCUCGGGAUUCAUACUGCACAGAACGGACUGAGGGUGGGAAGCAGGGAACCGCAAAGGUCUGGUCUGUGAGGGCUUCCAAGCAAAGCAGACCUCCAGAGGUCCAUCAGCUCUCCCCAGACACUUGCCCGGCCGUAGGGCUGACAGCCAGCCCAGACUCCCAUGCCAAACGGGGCCUGCCGGAGGUGCCCUGAGCCCCACGGGCUGCCCCGAGCUGUCCUGGGACGCUGGAAAAGCCGCGCAAGAAUCAGAGCCCUGCAGGGCGAUGCUCUGCAAAACGAGCCUGCAUCCCUUUCUCUGCGCUCAUGCCCUGUCAUUUCCAGGGAACGGAACAAACGGCCUCAGCUUCAGAACGCGAACAGAGUGAUUUCCACAAGGCGCUUCUGUCCACCUGGCAGCCUGUGGGUCAAAUGGUGACCAAAGGUGGCGCUGAAGGCACCUGCGAUGACAACAACAUCUUCCACUGGGUGGACACCAACCUCCCCCAGAUCAUCACCUCCAUUUUCCAUCAGUCAUCAAAUAAAUAACAUCAUCAUUUCCACAGCCUGUGUCAUUGUGGUGGCAGUGCGUCCGGGACAGUGGCAGCACUAAAGGCAUUGGUGCAGGACAGCGCUGCUGUUCGGGGACUGGGGGCAUGUUCCUAGGCAGGAGGAAGGGCGGUGGGCCAGGGAUAAAAGAGGCAUCGGUGGCUGUGAAGUGUCCGGAGACAGCCAUGCCCCAGGGGAUAGAGCACAUGUUGAGCGGGAACCUACCUCCCAGUGGGGUCAUGCAGCGUCCCCCAGAGUGCACGGGGAGGUCCCGGGAGUCUCCAGCACGCUGGGAAGCAUGCAGAGCACACUGGGAAUCCUCAGCUGGGCCACUUCUGCCAGGAUCCCGUGCGCAUCACCUUCACAGAAGAGGCUCGCACCAAGGGAGCCUUCCCAGAAAGGGAAAACGGCGGCAAAGCACCACAGCAAGAUCUGCUGGGGAAGGGAGGGAGGCCCUGCGGCACGGCGGCUCAGACUCCCUGGUCCGUUUCGUCCCUCUGCUUAUUACUGCUGACUGGUAGCUCAGGCCGGCAGCCAUGAAGGCGCUGAGAGAAGCCUGUGGGCUGUCAAACGGGACUUUGGGGCACUGGCGCGCUGUCACGGCUCCAGCCCGGUGCUGUGACUAAUGGGGUGGAGGGACAAACGAAGCCACGAGCCAGGAAAGGGGCAAGAGAGGGGGUGAAAAGGUCGGGAGAUGGGCCUAACAACAAAACAACGGCAACGAGCUAAGGGAGAAAACAAUGAUUUUCUGAGUACACUAAUUUUCUGAGUAUACCAGCGGGAUGCAAGAUGAAGAAAACAGACGAGGUUUUCCAAAAGCAAGCGCAGAGUCUUGCACCUCGGAAGGAACAGCCGCAAGUAUCAGUACAGGCUGGGACCCGACCUGCUGGAGAGGAGCUCUGCGGUGAGGAACCGGGGGCUCCAGGUGGACAACAGGCUGGCCAUGAGCCAGCAGGGUGCCCUGGUGGCCAAGAAGGCCACUGGGAUCCUACAAGGCAUUAAAAGGAGCGCGGCCAGCAGGUCAAGGGAGGUGAUCCUCUCCCUCCACUCUGCCCUGGUCAGGCCUCACCAGGAGUAUGGCGUCCGGUUCUGGGCUCCCCGGUACAAGAAAAGGCCGCGAUCUCCUGGAAAGAGUCCAGCGGAGGUCCAUGAAGAUGAUCAAGGGCCUGGAGCACCUCUCUUACGAGGAAAGGCUGAGCGACUUGAUGUUGUGUUGAGGGACAUGGUGUAGUGGGAGCUAUUGGUAAUAGGUGAACGGUUGGACUGGGUGAUCUUUUAGGUCUUUUCCAACCUUGGUGAUUCUGUGAUUCUGUGAUUCUAUGACCUGGGUCUGUUCAGCCUUGAGAAAAGAUGACUCAGAGGGGAUCUGAUCAAUGUCUGUAUCUAAGGUGACGGCGGCCAAAAUACAAGGGCAGUGGCUGCAAGUUGUAUCAGAGGAGGUUUAGGUUAGACAUAAGGAAGAAAUUCUUCUCUCAGAGAGUGGUCAGGCACUGGAAUGGCUGCCCAGGGAGGUGGUGGAGUCGCCACCCCUGGAAUUGUUCAAGAGGCAUCUGGAUGACGUGCUGCGUGAUGUGGUUUAGUACUAGUGGUGGCAAUGGUGAUGAGGAGAUGGUUGGAUUCGAUGAUCUUAUAGGUCAUUUCCAACCUUGUGAUUCUAUGAUUCUAUGAUUCUAUGAUCAUCUCGAGAGGUCCCUUCCAGCCCCUACAAUUCUGUGAUUCUGCAUCAGGGAGAACACUGUGCUGCCAAGGAGGAGAAGGCAAAUACGGACACUGCUGCGGGAGGUGUCAAAGCAAACGUUCAAAUCUCUCGGUCUGUACUAUCAUCUAUUCUUUUAUUUUCUUUCCGACAUAUAAAUAAAGGAAAUUAAUCCAAUAUUCAUUGCUGUUGGAGUGAAGGGCUCAAAAGGAUGGGAGGGGAGCACCGGACCUCUGCUUACGUCUGUUUACGAGGGUGGACAGUGGGAACAAGGGACAGUAGGACAAGGGGAAAUGGUUUCAAACUAAGACAGCAGAGGUUUAGGUUAGAUAGUAGGAGGAAGUUUUUCACACAGAGCGUGCUGACACACUGGAACCGGUUGCCCAAGGAGGCCGUGGAUGCCCCAUGCCUGCAGGCAUUCAAGGCCAGGCGGGAUGUGGCUCUGGGCUGCCCGGUGGACUGAAACUAGGGGAUCACUGUGGGCCUUCUCAACCCAGGCUGCUCUAUGAUUCUGUGAUUCUAUGACCUCGUGCGCUCAUGAAAAUUACAGAGAGAAUUACUUGAGAAAAGACGGCUAAGAGGGGACCUGAUCCAGGUUGAUAAAUAUCUGAGGUGUGGCAGCCAUAGCGGUGAGGCCAGUCUCUUUUCAGUGGUAAGUGGAGACAGGACAAGGGGAAACAGACAUUAGCUGCAGCAUAGGAAGUUUCGAACGAAUGUGCGCAAGAACUUCUUUACUGUGAGGGUGACGGAGCACUGGAACAGGCUGCCCAGGGAGGUGGUGGAGUCUCCUUCUCUGGAGAUGUUCAAGACCUGCCUGGAUGCCUACCUGUGCAACCUGCUGUAGGGAACCAGCUUUGGGAGGGGGGUUGGACUCGAUGAUCUCUGGAGGUCCCUUCCCACCCCUACAAAUCUGCGAUUAUGUGAUUCUGUGGCCUCGUGUGCUCAUGAAAAUUACGGAGUGCAGACGGAUUGCAAAAAGGGGAGGUGGAACAGGGAGGUGGGAUUUGGGUGUAGGGUCCCCAGCCCCGAGCUGGGUGCACGGCCACACCCGCACCGGGGAAAGGCAUUGUGACAUCACAGGCGGGGCAUGACAUCAGUCUUGAUCAAGUCACGCUGGCGGCCUCCCCCAGCUCAGACACUUGGAGCACUCGCUCCGUCCUGGUGGUCGCUGCUGGAGCUCUGCUCUGGGUGACAGCCACUUGUGUGUUGAGAGCGGUCCUUGGGAGAGAGCAGGAUGAAGCUCAGCCUGACUCUCUUCCUCAUCUUACUUGCUUUCAUGUCUCCAAUUCCUGACACGUCCAGCUGCCUCAGCUGGGUCGGGAAUUGGGACAAAAAGCUGCCCCAUCCCGAGGAGCAGCAUCCCUUAGACACCGAGUGCCAGCCUUCCAGCUGGCUCUCCUGGCUUGGUCUAAACACCUGCCCCACCAAGAUCGAGGAUGGCAACAAAAGGAACGUCCUUCACCAGGAGCACGGACCUACGGACACCAAGAGCCAGCCCUCCAACUGGCUCUGCUGGUAUUGCCAAAACAUCUGCUCCAACCAGAUGAAGGACGGGAACAAAAGGCAGGUCGUUCACGAGAAGCAGAGCCCGGUUGACAUCAAGGCCCAGCCCUCCAGCUGGCUCUGCUGGUUCGGCCUAACCACCUGCCCCACAAAGAUUGCGGAUGGGAAGAAAGACCAGGUUCUUCCCGAGGAGCAGAGCCUGUUUGAGUCCAAGAGCCAGCCCUCCAACUGGCUCUGCUGGUUUGGACUAACAUCCUGCUCCACCAAGAGCGAGGACGGGAAGAAAGACCAGGUCCUUCCCAAGGAGCAGAGCCUGUUUGAGUCCAAGAGCCAGCCCUCCAACUGGCUCUGCAGGCUUGGACUAACAUCUUGCUCCACCAACACAGAGCACGGGAAAACAGAACAGGUCCUUCAUGAGGAGCAGCGUCUUGUUAAGUCCAAGAGCCAGCUCUCCAACUGGCUCUGCUGGUUUGGACUAACAUCCUGCUCCACCAAGAUCGAGGACAGCAAGAAAGACCAGGUCCUUCCCAAGGAGCAGAGCCUGUUUGAGUCCAAGAGCCAGCCCUCCAACUGGCUCUGCAGGCUUGGACUGACAUCUUGCUCCCCCAAGACCGAGGACGGGAAGAAGAACAAGGUCUUUCGUGAGGAGCAGAGCCCCGUUGAGACCAAGGGCCAGCCCUCCAACUGGCUCUGCUGGAUUGGACUAAACACCUGUCCUCAGAACGGAGAGAAAAAAGUCGUGCGUCCUGAGAAGAGCCUGCCCGUUAAUGCUGAGCGCCGUGCCUCCCACUGGCCCUUCUGGAUUGGCCUUUCUCCACACCCCAGAUGGGUCCCGAACACGGCCAGCCAGUCUGUUGAGCCAGAGGGCCCAAAGCAGCAGUCCCCGCACACCGAGCAAGACGCCUUCAGCGUGCCUGACAUCCUCAACAACUUCAAGGACUUAAUAACGCCAGCCCUGAUAAUCUGCGUCAUUCUGGAUUUAUGGGGAAACUGCUAUCUGUUCCGGCUGCUGUGGGUUGCCUACCAGCUCUGGAGAGAUUUCUGAAGACAUCAGGCACACGUAAGCGCUCGGGAUUCAUACUGCACAGAACGGACUGAGGGUGGGGAGCAGGGAACCGCAAAGGUCUGGUCUGUGAGGGCUUCCAAGCAAAGCAGACCUCCAGAGGUCCAUCAGCUCUCCCCAGACACUUGCCCGGCCGUAGGGCUGACAGCCAGCCCAGACUCCCAUGCCAAACGGGGCCUGCCGGAGGUGCCCUGAGCCCCACGGGCUGCCCCGAGCUGUCCUGGGACGCUGGAAAAGCCGCGCAAGAAUCAGAGCCCUGCAGGGCGAUGCUCUGCAAAACGAGCCUGCAUCCCUUUCUCUGCGCUCAUGCCCUGUCAUUUCCAGGGAACGGAACAAACGGCCUCAGCUUCAGAACGCGAACAGAGUGAUUUCCACAAGGCGCUUCUGUCCAUCUGGCAGCCUGUGGGUCAAAUGGUGACCAAAGGUGGCGCUGAAGGCACCUGCGAUGACAACAACAUCUUCCACUGGGUGGACACCAACCUCCCCCAGAUCAUCACCUCCAUUUUCCAUCAGUCAUCAAAUAAAUAACAUCAUCAUUUCCACAGCCUGUGUCAUUGUGGUGGCAGUGCGUCCGGGACAGUGGCAGCACUAAAGGCAUUGGUGCAGGACAGCGCUGCUGUUCGGGGACUGGGGGCAUGUUCCUAGGCAGGAGGAAGGGCGGUGGGCCAGGGAUAAAAGAGGCAUCGGUGGCUGUGAAGUGUCCGGAGACAGCCAUGCCCCAGGGGAGAGAGCACAUGUUGAGCGGGAACCUACCUCCCAGUGGGGUCAUGCAGCGUCCCCCAGAGUGCACGGGGAGGUCCCGGGAGUCUCCAGCACGCUGGGAAGCAUGCAGAGCACACUGGGAAUCCUCAGCUGGGCCACUUCUGCCAGGAUCCCGUGCGCAUCACCUUCACAGAAGAGGCUCGCACCAAGGGAGCCUUCCCAGAAAGGGAAAACGGCGGCAAAGCACCACAGCAAGAUCUGCUGGGGAAGGGAGGGAGGCCCUGCGGCACGGCGGCUCAGACUCCCUGGUCCGUUUCGUCCCUCUGCUUAUUACUGCUGACUGGUAGCUCAGGCCGGCAGCCAUGAAGGCGCUGAGAGAAGCCUGUGGGCUGUCAAACGGGACUUUGGGGCACUGGCGCGCUGUCACGGCUCCAGCCCGGUGCUGUGACUAAUGGGGUGGAGGGACAAACGAAGCCACGAGCCAGGAAAGGGGCAAGAGAGGGGGUGAAAAGGUCGGGAGAUGGGCCUAACAACAAAACAACGGCAACGAGCUAAGGGAGAAAACAAUGAUUUUCUGAGUACACUAAUUUUCUGAGUAUACCAGCGGGAUGCAAGAUGAAGAAAACAGACGAGGUUUUCCAAAAGCAAGCGCAGAGUCUUGCACCUCGGAAGGAACAGCCGCAAGUAUCAGUACAGGCUGGGACCCGACCUGCUGGAGAGGAGCUCUGCGGUGAGGAACCGGGGGCUCCAGGUGGACAACAGGCUGGCCAUGAGCCAGCAGGGUGCCCUGGUGGCCAAGAAGGCCACUGGGAUCCUACAAGGCAUUAAAAGGAGCGCGGCCAGCAGGUCAAGGGAGGUGAUCCUCUCCCUCCACUCUGCCCUGGUCAGGCCUCACCAGGAGUAUGGCGUCCGGUUCUGGGCUCCCCGGUACAAGAAAAGGCCGCGAUCUCCUGGAAAGAGUCCAGCGGAGGUCCAUGAAGAUGAUCAAGGGCCUGGAGCACCUCUCUUACGAGGAAAGGCUGAGCGACUUGAUGUUGUGUUGAGGGACAUGGUGUAGUGGGAGCUAUUGGUAAUAGGUGAACGGUUGGACUGGGUGAUCUUUUAGGUCUUUUCCAACCUUGGUGAUUCUGUGAUUCUGUGAUUCUAUGACCUGGGUCUGUUCAGCCUUGAGAAAAGAUGACUCAGAGGGGAUCUGAUCAAUGUCUGUAUCUAAGGUGACGGCGGCCAAAAUACAAGGGCAGUGGCUGCAAGUUGUAUCAGAGGAGGUUUAGGUUAGACAUAAGGAAGAAAUUCUUCUCUCAGAGAGUGGUCAGGCACUGGAAUGGCUGCCCAGGGAGGUGGUGGAGUCGCCACCCCUGGAAUUGUUCAAGAGGCAUCUGGAUGACGUGCUGCGUGAUGUGGUUUAGUACUAGUGGUGGCAAUGGUGAUGAGGAGAUGGUUGGAUUCGAUGAUCUUAUAGGUCAUUUCCAACCUUGUGAUUCUAUGAUUCUAUGAUUCUAUGAUCAUCUCGAGAGGUCCCUUCCAGCCCCUACAAUUCUGUGAUUCUGCAUCAGGGAGAACACUGUGCUGCCAAGGAGGAGAAGGCAAAUACGGACACUGCUGCGGGAGGUGUCAAAGCAAACGUUCAAAUCUCUCGGUCUGUACUAUCAUCUAUUCUUUUAUUUUCUUUCCGACAUAUAAAUAAAGGAAAUUAAUCCAAUAUUCAUUGCUGUUGGAGUGAAGGGCUCAAAAGGAUGGGAGGGGAGCACCGGACCUCUGCUUACGUCUGUUUACGAGGGUGGACAGUGGGAACAAGGGACAGUAGGACAAGGGGAAAUGGUUUCAAACUAAGACAGCAGAGGUUUAGGUUAGAUAGUAGGAGGAAGUUUUUCACACAGAGCGUGCUGACACACUGGAACCGGUUGCCCAAGGAGGCCGUGGAUGCCCCAUGCCUGCAGGCAUUCAAGGCCAGGCGGGAUGUGGCUCUGGGCUGCCCGGUGGACUGAAACUAGGGGAUCACUGUGGGCCUUCUCAACCCAGGCUGCUCUAUGAUUCUGUGAUUCUAUGACCUCGUGCGCUCAUGAAAAUUACAGAGAGAAUUACUUGAGAAAAGACGGCUAAGAGGGGACCUGAUCCAGGUUGAUAAAUAUCUGAGGUGUGGCAGCCAUAGCGGUGAGGCCAGUCUCUUUUCAGUGGUAAGUGGAGACAGGACAAGGGGAAACAGACAUUAGCUGCAGCAUAGGAAGUUUCGAACGAAUGUGCGCAAGAACUUCUUUACUGUGAGGGUGACGGAGCACUGGAACAGGCUGCCCAGGGAGGUGGUGGAGUCUCCUUCUCUGGAGAUGUUCAAGACCUGCCUGGAUGCCUACCUGUGCAACCUGCUGUAGGGAACCAGCUUUGGGAGGGGGGUUGGACUCGAUGAUCUCUGGAGGUCCCUUCCCACCCCUACAAAUCUGCGAUUAUGUGAUUCUGUGGCCUCGUGUGCUCAUGAAAAUUACGGAGUGCAGACGGAUUGCAAAAAGGGGAGGUGGAACAGGGAGGUGGGAUUUGGGUGUAGGGUCCCCAGCCCCGAGCUGGGUGCACGGCCACACCCGCACCGGGGAAAGGCAUUGUGACAUCACAGGCGGGGCAUGACAUCAGUCUUGAUCAAGUCACGCUGGCGGCCUCCCCCAGCUCAGACACUUGGAGCACUCGCUCCGUCCUGGUGGUCGCUGCUGGAGCUCUGCUCUGGGUGACAGCCAUUUGUGUGUUGAGAGCGGUCCUUGGGAGAGAGCAGGAUGAAGCUCAGCCUGACUCUCUUCCUCAUCUUACUUGCUUUCAUGUCUCCAAUUCCUGACACGUCCAGCUGCCUCAGCUGGGUCGGGAAUUGGGACAAAAAGCUGCCCCAUCCCGAGGAGCAGCAUCCCUUAGACACCGAGUGCCAGCCUUCCAGCUGGCUCUCCUGGCUUGGUCUAAACACCUGCCCCACCAAGAUCGAGGAUGGCAACAAAAGGAACGUCCUUCACCAGGAGCACGGACCUACGGACACCAAGAGCCAGCCCUCCAACUGGCUCUGCUGGUAUUGCCAAAACAUCUGCUCCAACCAGAUGAAGGACGGGAACAAAAGGCAGGUCGUUCACGAGAAGCAGAGCCCGGUUGACAUCAAGGCCCAGCCCUCCAGCUGGCUCUGCUGGUUCGGCCUAACCACCUGCCCCACAAAGAUUGCGGAUGGGAAGAAAGACCAGGUUCUUCCCGAGGAGCAGAGCCUGUUUGAGUCCAAGAGCCAGCCCUCCAACUGGCUCUGCUGGUUUGGACUAACAUCCUGCUCCACCAAGAGCGAGGACGGGAAGAAAGACCAGGUCCUUCCCAAGGAGCAGAGCCUGUUUGAGUCCAAGAGCCAGCCCUCCAACUGGCUCUGCAGGCUUGGACUGACAUCUUGCUCCCCCAAGACCGAGGACGGGAAGAAGAACAAGGUCUUUCGUGAGGAGCAGAGCCCCGUUGAGACCAAGGGCCAGCCCUCCAACUGGCUCUGCUGGAUUGGACUGAACACCUGUCCUCAGAAUGGAGAGAAAAAAGUCGUGCGUCCUGAGAAGAGCCUGCCCGUUAAUGCUGAGCGCCGUGCCUCCCACUGGCCCUUCUGGAUUGGCCUUUCUCCACCCCCCAGAUGGGUCCCGAACACGGCCAGCGAGUCUGUUGAGCCAGUGGG
This is a messenger RNA of Lagopus muta (rock ptarmigan), 10105 nucleotides long. RefSeq lists its product as uncharacterized. The record is from RefSeq and is a predicted model, not a curated record. The coding region runs from base 4408 to 5721 and encodes 437 amino acids. Lineage: Eukaryota; Metazoa; Chordata; Aves; Galliformes; Phasianidae. The transcript is spliced from 3 exons.